AUGGCUGACUCCGACUCCCCCGUCACCCUGCGCACUCGCAAGUUCAUCCGCAACCCUCUGCUUGGCCGCAAGCAGAUGGUCGUGGAUAUCCUCCACCCCAACCGUCCUAACAUCUCCAAGGACGAGCUCCGCGAGAAGCUGGCCACCCUCUACAAGGCCACCAAGGACCAGGUCAACGUCUUCGGUCUCCGCACCCAGUUCGGUGGCGGCAAGACCACUGGCUUCGCCCUCGUCUAUGACUCCCCCGAGGCCAUGAAGAAGUUCGAGCCCCACUACCGUCUUGUCCGUGUCGGCCUUGCCUCCAAGAUCGAGAAGGCUUCUCGCCAGCAGCGCAAGCAGCGCAAGAACCGCCAGAAGACCCUCCGCGGCACUGCCAAGGUCAAGGGUGCCAAGCCCAAGAAGGAGAAAUAA
Sordaria macrospora k-hell is the source of this 411-nucleotide messenger RNA. RefSeq names its product 40S ribosomal protein eS24. Gene Ontology annotation, biological process: translation. Gene Ontology annotation, molecular function: structural constituent of ribosome. The record is from RefSeq and is a predicted model, not a curated record. NCBI's taxonomy places the organism in Eukaryota, Fungi, Ascomycota, Sordariomycetes, Sordariales, Sordariaceae. Gene Ontology annotation, cellular component: ribosome.